Octodon degus (degu) is the source of this 1293-nucleotide messenger RNA. It is a transcript of the gene Dnajc9, whose product is annotated as DnaJ heat shock protein family (Hsp40) member C9. Bases 451 to 1233 code for a protein of 260 amino acids. NCBI's taxonomy places the organism in Eukaryota, Metazoa, Chordata, Mammalia, Rodentia, Octodontidae. Gene Ontology annotation, cellular component: cytoplasm; nucleus. Gene Ontology annotation, molecular function: heat shock protein binding. The transcript is spliced from 5 exons. The record is from RefSeq and is a predicted model, not a curated record.
UAUUAAAAUGUUAGGUUGAGCCAUGUGUAACUGAUGAAUGCUAUUUGACCAAUUUGCAUAAAAAAAUUCCACUUAUUAGUGUAACCUGGUAUGGGGAUUCUCUAUAUAUCAAUAGAUAUUUCUGUGCCGGGACACUGAGGGUAAGACAGAUGUAAUAUUUCUAGAGUAAGGGUUUGAGGGCCGCAUGCAAGAGGUAUGGUGGGAACUUCAGGGUCGCGGACUCUUGCAGCUCUGAGACCCGGGAGCUGCAACCAUGAGCACUAAGCUGGUUCCCGCCGCCUCCUGUCCACGCCCCUCCUGGGCCGCCGUAACACGUACUGCGUGCGUGAUCCCGCGCGUUUUGUGACGCAGGCGCCCUGGGCUUUUUGAGCGGGGAAAAGAAAGUCGGGCAGCGCUGGUGUUGGUGGCGCCGUGACCGUGUGUGUUCGCGAAUCUCAUCCCGGGCCCAACAUGGGGCUGCUGGAGCUGUGCGAGCAAGAGUUUGGUACCGCCGACCUUUACCGGGUGCUGGGCGUGCGGCGCGAGGCCUCGGACGGCGAGGUCCGACGCGGCUACCACAAAGUGUCCCUGCGGGUGCACCCUGACCGAGUGGACGAGGACAACAAGGAGGACGCCACCCGCCGCUUCCAGAUACUGGGCAGAGUCUAUGCCGUUCUAAGUGACAAGGAGCAGAGAGCGGUGUACGAUGAGCAGGGAACAGUGGACGAGGACUCCUCAGUGCUCAACCAAGACCGGGACUGGGAGGCGUACUGGAGGUUACUCUUUAAGAAGAUAUCUCUAGAAGACAUUCAAGCUUUUGAAAAGACUUACAAAGGCUCUGAGGAAGAGCUGGCCGAUAUUAAACAGGCCUACCUGGAUUUCAAGGGUGACAUGAAUCAGAUCAUGGAGUCUGUGCUGUGUGUGGAGUACACAGAGGAACCCAGGAUAAGGAACAUCAUCCAGCAAGCUAUUGAUGCUGGAGAGGUCCCAGCCUAUAAUGCCUUUGUCAAAGAAUCAAAACAAAAAAUGAAUGCAAGGAAGAGAAGGGCGCAGGCUGAAGCCAAAGAAGCAGAAAUGAGCAGGAAGGAGUUGGGCCUUGAUGAAGGAGCCGGUAACUUGAAAGCACUCAUUCAGAACAGACAGAAGGAUCGGCAAAAGGAAAUGGACAGUUUUCUGGCUCAAAUGGAAGCAAAAUAUUGCAAACCUUCCAAAGGAGGAGGGAAGAAAUCAGCCCUCAAGAAGGAAAAGAAGUAAUGGAAUUUUUCUCAACAAAGGUCCUAAGGCAUCAGUUGGUGCUGGUGUAGACAAUGUGCA